GCGGCGACGGAGGCUGCCGUGGGGAGGGAUGGAGAGAGGAGGGGGGAGCGGAGCCGAGCGGAGACAGCCGCGGCGCUGCAGAGCAGUUGGGGCGGCGGCGCGGCUCCUGGUGCUCCCCCCAGCGCCCGCCCCACGGCGCUAAGGGCCCGGCCCCGGAGGCCCCGGAGCCAUGGGCUGCAUCGGCUCCCGGACCGUGGGGAAUGAGGUGAUUGCAGUGGAUUGGAAGGGCCUGAAGGAUGUCGACCAAAUCAACAUGGACAGCACCAGCUCACUGCAUGGAAGCAGCCUCCACCGGCCAUCCACAGAGCAAACCCGAACUGAUUUCUCCUGGGACGGCAUCAACCUCUCCAUGGAGGACACCACUUCCAUUCUUCCGAAGCUUAAGCGAAACUCUAACGCCUAUGGCAUUGGGGCCCUGGCCAAGUCAUCUUUCUCAGGGAUUUCGAGAAGCAUGAAGGACCAUGUGACAAAGCCCACAGCCAUGGGGCAAGGCCGGGUGGCCCACAUGAUUGAGUGGCAAGGCUGGGGGAAGGCACCAGCCAUUCAGCCCCAACACAGCCACGAGGCGGUGCGCAGGGAUACAGAUGCCUACUCCGACCUCAGCGAUGGCGAGAAGGAGGCACGUUUCCUGGCAGGCGUCAUGGAACAGUUUGCCAUCUCUGAAGCAACACUCAUGGCCUGGUCUUCCAUGGACGGUGAGGACGUGAGUGUCAAUUCCACUCAGGAGCCAUUGGGCUGCAACUACAGUGACAACUACCAGGAGUUGAUGGAGAGUCAGGAUGCCCUCGCUCAAGCCCCCAUGGAUGGAUGGCCUCACUCCUAUGUGUCCCAGGGCAUGUACUGUCUGGGGUCAUCGGAUGCCUGGGAAGCAAGCGACCAGUCCCUCAUCGCCUCUCCAGCUACAGGAUCCUAUCUUGGCCCUGCAUUUGAUGACUCACAGCCUAGCUUGCAUGAAAUGGGGCCUUCCCAACUUGCUUCAGGAUACUCUGCUCAGGAGCCUCCACCUUUGCUGGGGGGAGACACUGACUGGGCUCCAGGGGUGGGCGGGGUGGACCUGGCAAGGGGCCCUGCGGAGGAGGAGAAGAGGCCAUUGGCCCCCGAGGAGGAAGAGGAUGCAGGAUGCCGGGACCUGGAGUCACUUUCCCCACGAGAAGACCCCGAGAUGUCCACUACUCUGAGCCGGAAGGUGUCUGAUGUCACAUCCUCAGGUGUGCAGUCCUUUGAUGAGGAGGAAGGCGAGGCCAACAACUAGCUUCCUCCCACUCCACGCCCUGCCUUCCAUGCCCACUUGAGGGGCAUGGCUGCAACACUACCCUCCCUUCCCCCAGCGGUACGGCUGAAACCUGGGCAGAAGACCUCGAGGAACCCGGGAGCUGCCAGUCCUCGCCAGGAAACUAGAGGGCCAGGAUGGGAUUUUAUCCAGGUUUACGCUAUAGAAACUACAGGUCCAGCGACUGAGCGACUAGAUGGCUGUGAACUUUGCUUGCCUGUGGGCUUCUGGGUCUGUGAUGAUGAAGCUCCAGUGUGUAUCAGAGGACAGGAGGACAGAGCGGCCCGUGGCCAUCAGCUGGAUCUCAGUUUUUCACUCCCUGAUUUCGUCUUCCAGGAGCCUGACUGUGGCUGUCUGAAGGCCUCCUUUCUUCAUGUCACUCUUGCUUUUUCUGACUCUGUUUUCUCUGGUUGUGGCCCCAGCUCAUCCCUACUAAGAGGAACAGACCUCAGGGGCUGUUGAAUGUGGCUCAACGGCACAGGGGAAGCAAUGUAAAGGCCAUGCCUCCUUAGUGGGUGGAGUGCCUGCCUCAGUGGGUGACGUGGCUUCUGAGACCAGGAGUCACAGAGGAGGUAGGCAUGGCCGCUGGGAUGCACUGGGGCACAAACAUGAUUCUUUCUAUCAAGGCCUGCCCAGAGACCGCAGAGUCACUGAUGAGACCAAAACAAACAUGGCCACUUGUUCUGGGACCUUGACUAUCCCAUGACUGAAAGGAGGAUCCCAAGGAUCUGGGAAGGACCCAGCGGGGCUGGCUGCUCCAGCUCUUGUGUCCCUUUUCUGCCUUCUUCCAUCCUCUGCUCUGGGAGCCCUGACCCUGAGGGGGCGACACAGAAUGCAGGUGUCCUGGCCAGGUGGGGAAGCAUGAGGGCUGUGUCUCCCUCCAUCUACCCCCCUAAUUCUCUGGAGCUGUUUACACUUUUCUCUUUGCCUUUUCUACAUUUUUAUAACUUCUUGGGGACUCAGGGUUGAGUGGGCUGGAGGGAGGAGUUUGGUGCUGUGAGGCACCAGCCUGGGUGGGUUGUUUGCUGAGGAGCAUUGUGGGCACUCGGCUCCUUUUGCCCCUUUGUCAGCUCCUCCCAGGACUCCAGGAGGGCCUCCCAGGCAUCCUCCCUCCCUUUUCCUUUGCAGGCCUCUUGCAGAAGGAGAGAGGAGGAUCAGAGUAGUCUUCCUUCCAGGAUGGGUUUGCAGUGAGGUGUAGGCCCCUGAAACUGCUUGCCCUCUCAGACCCAGUUUCCAUUGCGGUGGGGGCUUCUGCACACGUACGUGAAGCCCCAACACUUCUAUAGAUCCUGACGGCAGGGGACUGGUGCAGAGGGAAGAGGCAGCAGCUGUGGAGCUGGCCAGCACGCUGCCCCUCCCUGCUGCAGUGGUCCUCCAUCCCUAGCCCUUGGCAUAGGGAGAACCUGGGUUGGAGAAGGAAGCUGAGAGGGUCAUCGUCCUACCUGCCCUCUUCCCUCAUGCCCGUCUAAGGCUCCAGCUCCGAGGCCUUGUGUCCUACCCAAACUCUGUCAGGGGUCCUACUACUUUACACAAUGCUGGGAAGGGAGUGCUGUCACCCUCUCCCAGACCCUGGCCACAAACUACUCCCCACCCCCAGGCCCAGACUUCUAUUUCUUUGGAAUGAGGAAGUUGAGGGUUGGGGUGUUUCUGUCCAUCUGUUCCUGCCCUCUCCUUGAGUCCACACUUUCAUAUACACGUGCUCCUGAAAUGCGGCCGAGGCUGGGGUCCCAUAUCUUCCAGGGGAGGGGGAGAAUGGCUAGCCUGGGCUUGGUUCUUGGAGGAAACAGGAGUAGACAUGGUGGGCACGGUGGGUGCAGAGUCACUGACCUAAUCUGAAGCUCUCUGGAGAGAACACCACCUGUGUUUAAUCAUGUGACUCAGGAGGCACUAGGACCCCAUGUCUAGGAGCUCUGGGAAGUGGCCUACCAUGCCCUGGCUGGCUGCUGGCUCUGGCCCUAGACUCCUGCUUCAGGUCCUUGGGGUUCUGCAUGCUCACGGUUCCCUCCUCCUACAGGGUCCCUGUUUCCGCGCCUUGUGCCACCUACUCUCUCAAUGCAUCAUCUUUUCCUCUUGGUUUCAUCCCCUUCAUGUCCCUUAUUCUGCCCCCAGACCACAGCAGACAUCCACUCCAGUGAGUGGGUUCAUUCAUUACAGUUCCUUUUGCUCAGGGCCCUGUGGAGUUAGGAAAAGUAGAUUAAAGUAGCAUUGUCUCCUCCCUCCCUUCCCCGAGGAAGGCAACCAGUCUCUGCUGAAAGGUGGCUAAAACCAUGAAGGAAUCUAGCAGGGUUCAUACAUGAGUGGGGGCUAGGCAUCCCUGGGUGCCGGCACAUCACUACAGACCAGAGGUCAGGUGGGGGGUCUGCAGUUUUCAAGGAGCUCCCCUUCCGCUCUGGAGGGAGAAGACCCAAGGAGCUGGCCUGGGACCCUCUUAAGACUCUUGUAGAGGGAGGAGCUGCCUCUCUGGUGCUGGGGGCAGGGUGCAUGGGGUUUGCUUACAGCCUAUUUUAGGGGGAGGGGAGGGGCAUGUGCAGGAAGAGGCUGGUGGGGGGUGGGGGAGGGUUGCUUUUCCUUUGG
This is a messenger RNA of Equus quagga, 3844 nucleotides long. RefSeq names its product family with sequence similarity 131 member B (gene FAM131B). Bases 170 to 1252 code for a protein of 360 amino acids. The record is from RefSeq and is a predicted model, not a curated record. The transcript has 7 exons. NCBI's taxonomy places the organism in Eukaryota, Metazoa, Chordata, Mammalia, Perissodactyla, Equidae.